GUAGACCACGGUGGUCCCGACUCGAAAAAAUAGGGAGUGGGGUGUCUCGCUUUCUUUACCAUCUCUGGGCAUUUUCCGUCUGCACACUUCGAUCUUCUCUGCUGCAAGUGAAGGGGCGUGUGCGUGAAUGCAGGAGUGAAAUAUCAAUGGCCAGCUUGAAACUUAUUAAUACACUUGAGAUGAAGGAACUACCGAGAACGAAGAAACUAAUAUGAGUUAAAACGUCAAAUAUCAAACGAAUGGACUGUUAAGAAACUGGAGUGGUGACUGAGUUUAUCUGAGACCCCAGGCCAUCCACAAGACUUGUUGAGCAGGUCAGGAUGCCCAUUCCCCCCCCUCCACCCCCUGGAGGCCCCCCUCCACCCCCCACCCUCAGCCAGGCCAACACCACCCCACCUAAGCUCAACCGAGAUGAGGCCAAAGGCAGAGGAGCCCUGCUCGGGGACAUCCACAAAGGGGCCAAGCUGAAGAAGGUCGGCGUGGUAAAUGACAGGAGCGCACCCAUCUUAGAAAAUCCUAAAGGAGAUGGCGUUAGUAAUGUAGGCGGAGGAGGCUCGUCAGGGGUCAUUCAGCCGAUGGGAGGUAUUUUCCAGGCAGGUGUGCCUAAAUUGAGACCAGUCGGAGAUGGUUCGGUUGGCAGGUCAGCCCUGACCCCUCCUGGCACGCGCCCCGCUGCUCCUCGUCCCCCCGGACCCCCUGUUCGCCAGGACAACACAGACUGCUCAGCCCAACAGGCCUCUCCCCCGGAGCACUCCCGAUCCCAGAGGCCCUCCCUCCCCGACCUCUCCCGCCCCCUCAGCGGAGGCAGCCCUAACAGUGGCAUGAAGCACAGCUCCUCUGCCCCUCCACCUCCUCCCCCUUUCUCUCGCCGGGGCAACGCACCCCCUGCCCCGACUCAGAAGGCACCACCACCCGCCCCCUCCUACAACCGGGAGAAGCCCCUCCCUCCCACGCCAGGACAGAGGGGGACAUCCCCGGUGCCGGCCCGCAACAGCGCCCCUCCACCCCCUUCUCCCAACAACAACCGCCGGCCCCUGACGUCAGGGGGCUCCUCUGCAUCCUCCUCUUCCUCCUCUCUGGGUCCACCUCCUCCCCCGUACCGCCAGCCCAUGACCAACGGCCCCUCCAGCCCGGUUAACGAAGCCGCCCCGGAGCUACCUCAGAGACACAACUCCCUCAGCAAGAAGCCGUCGCCCGGACCUGGACACACUCCAACCCGUGGGCAAGCGCCACCCCCGCCUCCCUCCCCCUCCCCGCCAGGCGGACGCCCACCCCCUCCAGUCCGUGAGCCCCCCGGUAGAGGAGCAGCUCCACCCCCGCCUGGGUCGAGUCAACGAAACGGUGGUCGGGAUGCCCCCCCUCCACCACCCCCCUACAGAGGUAGCCCUUCAGAGCCUCAUAGCCGUGGCAAGCCCCCCCCUCCUCCCUCCCGUACCCCUGCCGGACCCCCGCCCCCUCCCCCACCUAUCCGCAAUGGACACACCUCCAUUUCCCGCUCCUUCGUAGAUGACUUUGAGUCCAAGUAUUCUUUCCACCCUCUGGAUGACUUCCCUGCUCCAGAGGAGUACCGGCACUUCACCAAGAUCUACCCCAGCAAAGCCAACAGAGUGAUGAGGGGAGCUCCUCCUGCACCACCUGUGGGAAGGUGAACACUGAGACUCCGUCACUUCUAGUGUACAGGAGACAAGGGUUACACACACACACACACACACACACAACCUUCUCACAUGGAACCUACAGCAUAUAACAUAUACAUGCUUCUCAUUUGACAACAUUUCACCUAAGCUCCACAACCAUUCACUCACACGCUCGCCCUUGAAAAUAGCCCAGGAAUUGUUUUCUAUGGCAGUCUCACUCCAUUUGGAGGUGGAGUUUGGCAGCUUACUUAUGCCAUUCCCAGCCUGUGUCCGCGUGGGUGAACUUGCCCUGUUUAAUCACAAAGGCAUACUUACCCAUUCAUAGUGUUUCCAGGCUCGUGUGUGGAUGGGGAACACUUUGACACCGGUAUGAUAGACAUUCAUCUCCUUACCACACGGGCUCCACGUCAGAGUAUGCACUGUGAGAGCCCCACAUCACCAUCAAAUGGGAGAACACCAGUCAGAAGAAACCAGUGACUGGUCCUAACAGCCUGGUCCUAACGGCGGUGACUCUACAGCCUGGUCCUAACGGCGGUGACUCUACAGCCUGGUCCUAACGGCGGUGACUCUACAGCCUGGUCCUAACGGCGGUGACUCUACAGCCUGGUCCUAACGGCAAACUGUUUGAAAGUUCCCUCAGGUAUACGGUUUGUGGAACAGAGAACUGGAGAAGAUAAGAGGUUCUUUCCAAAAGUGCCAACUAAUUCCAAACUGAACUGGGAACAGCUCAUAUCCCCCAUCCUGUCUCCCUGCUGCAAGGCUUGUCAUGGGGUUCUCUUAUGACUGGUUGGAAUGGUGGACUGACAAAAGCAAUAGUUCCAUAUGUUCUCGGUGAUGGUUGGCAGUAAUCAACACCUGUGACAAUCGUUGGUUUGUGGAAAAAGUCAUCCUGUUGAGAAUGAUAGUGCACAUGAAAGGGAUCUUGCAGCAAGGAAUCUCUCCCUCCCUUCCUCUCUGUGCAGAAAAAGACUAACCAGAUAGAUGCAUGUUGUUUUUCUUUUUCAGUGUGUCUUGUCUUGACAAAAUGCACAAAAGUGAGCUUGCUGUCCUAAAUGCAAAGCAGAAGGUUAUUAUGCCUUUAAACACUAUUCUGGGUCACUGAAACCAUUUCACAACUAACUCAACACUACAACCCCACUAGCUCCCUAGCCGGGGCGGCAGGGCAGCCUAGUGGUUAGAGCGUUGGACUAGUAACCGGAAGGUUGCAAGUUCAAACCCCCGAGCUGACAAGGUACAGAUCUGUCGUUCUGCCCCUGAACAGGCAGUUAAACCACUGUUCCUAGGCCGUCAUUGAAAAUAAGAAUUUGUUCUUAACUGACUUGCCUAGUUAAAUAAAGGUAAAAUAAAGCUUAAAAAUGACAGAGCUUUUCAAAUGCAUUGCAUGCUACAGGAUACUGCACCAUUACAUUGACAUUAAAAUACUUCACCCGAACCCAGGCAAUGAGUUGGAAGCAGUUCAAGAGUUUAUUGUUCAAAAUUGAUGGGGGCGGGAAAUUAUGUUGUUGGGUAAGUAAAUGGAUGCUUUCAAAUACAAACCUUAUCCUGCUGAUUUCACAUGUUGAUACCCACAAUAGCCACUUGGUGGCAGUAUUUUGUUUUUCCCAUAGACGUGGGAGUUACAUGGUUGUGAGGCUGUACCCCUUCAACUUGUAAUAAAAAAAAAAAACAGUUGUGUAUUAUGGAUUUGGCCAAUGUUGAGCGAGAGGGCAGUGUCUGUACCAAUUUUGAGCUCUUCUGCUGAGGGUUGAAUGGACAAACUAGUGAUUUAACAGCCAAGUUGUUCAUCUCAGGCAUAGUCUACAUUCUGUCUUUUGAAAGAAAAAAGAAAAAUCUACUUGAUUUCCAGAAUAACAUUUAUGUAAUGUAGUCCCUACAUUUUUCUUUGCUUAAUGCACUUGACCACAAGCCUGAAACAAAUGCACAUUGUUACCCAAGGGCGUGAACCUUUAAGGCUGGUACUUGUGAUUGGUUCCUAUUGUUUGUUUUGUCGGGUUAGUCUUAUUCCUCAUUGUGACAGAAUCCCCCUUGAACUGUCACUCGCUAUUCUCUUUUUAUUUAAACCCUUUGCUGGUCUUUUGCCUUAUCAUACGCAUUCGCUGUAAGUCAAUUCAGGAUGUGUUAAAAAAAAUAUACAAAAAUAAACUAAUCAUUAAGUGUAUACACCUCAUAUGGGUAAAAUGGUAGUCAUAGCAAUUCUACAUGUUAAUAUGUAUAAAGCUUGUAAUAUAGUGAAUAAAACUGGGAUAGAUGACUGCAGGCUUUUGUCAGAAACCAGUGACGAACUGUUAGUAUUUCCAUAUGUCUUUCUCUUGCCUUCUGUCGUUAUUUAGAUAUUCCCUCUCUGUGUCAGAGGGCCUGUGUGGCCAUUUCAACAGGAGCAGUAUGCACUCACAUUGAGAGAACCUCCUUAUUCGUGUCUUCUUCUCGUCCCUCCAUUUCAUACUUGGCUUAAUCCAGGCCCUGGUUCCUUCUGUACAUUUCACCCUUCUGCGUCAGACAUGUUGUACCAAUUAAAAUGUCACUGAUGGAAACAAGUAAACUUUUCCUGUCUCUGUCCA
Oncorhynchus kisutch (coho salmon) is the source of this 4195-nucleotide messenger RNA. RefSeq names its product WAS/WASL-interacting protein family member 2. Bases 321 to 1649 code for a protein of 442 amino acids. The transcript has 8 exons. Gene Ontology annotation, molecular function: actin binding. The record is from RefSeq and is a predicted model, not a curated record. NCBI's taxonomy places the organism in Eukaryota, Metazoa, Chordata, Actinopteri, Salmoniformes, Salmonidae.